Monascus purpureus is the source of this 1737-nucleotide messenger RNA. The record is from the annotation of a GenBank genome assembly. Lineage: Eukaryota; Fungi; Ascomycota; Eurotiomycetes; Eurotiales; Aspergillaceae.
AUGGAGGGUCUCUCGCGUAUAUCGCUUCGAACAUGCCCAUUCUUGCGUAAGACCUCGCCCGCAGUGCUGCGGUCACUGUCGACGAGCACCAGGCGCCAUGACUCUUUAUCGAAGCUGCAGGCCAUUGCCAGUCACUGUCCGGUCAUGGAAAAAGCGUUGGCUGUGCAGAGUGCGAGGGCCGGUCAACAAGCAUCCGGGAGUUUGGAGACUUCUCGCGCGUAUCAUUCCCGCGCACCUCACACCCGCCUGAAACACUCUCAAGCCGGACUGGAUUGCCAGGGUGCAUUUGACUAUGAAGCCUUUUACCAGCGUGAGUUGGACACGAAGAAGGAGGACAAGUCCUAUCGCUAUUUCAACAAUAUCAACCGAUUGGCACGGGAUUUUCCUUGCGCCCAUAUGGCAGCCCCCGAGGAACGAAAAGUGACCGUCUGGUGCUCCAAUGACUACCUUGGGAUGAGCAGGAACCGCCAUGUCCUGCAGAAGAUGCAUGAAACCCUUGACACAUACGGUGCGGGUGCAGGAGGCACCCGGAACAUCUCUGGCCACAAUCAGCAUGCCGUCAAGCUCGAAGAGACCCUUGCUCGUCUGCAUAAGAAGGAAGCCGCCCUGGUGUUUUCUUCGUGUUAUGUCGCCAACGAUGCCACGCUGGCCACCCUUGGCAGCAAGUUGCCGGACUGUGUCAUUCUCUCGGACAGCAGCAAUCAUGCAUCGAUGAUUCAAGGUAUCCGCCAUUCAGGCGCCAGAAAGAUGAUCUUCCGGCAUAACGAUCUGGCGGAUCUUGAAGCCAAGUUGGCUUCGCUUCCUUUGCAUACUCCCAAAAUUAUCGCUUUCGAAAGUGUCUACAGUAUGUGUGGCUCUAUCGGUCCCAUCGAGCAAAUCUGCGACCUGGCCGACAGGUAUGGUGCGAUCACCUUCCUCGACGAGGUUCACGCCGUCGGCUUAUAUGGACCUCACGGUGCCGGUGUUGCCGAGCAUCUGGACUAUGAAAUACACGCAGGAACGAUGCCUUGCUCUCGAAAAACUGUUAUGGAUCGAGUUGACAUCAUCACUGGCACCCUCGGCAAGGCUUAUGGGUGCGUUGGGGGUUAUAUUGCCGGCUCGGCGCGGAUGGUUGAUACAAUUCGGUCGCUGGCCCCCGGGUUUAUUUUCACUACCUCCCUUCCACCGGCGACCAUGGCGGGGGCUCAGGCCUCCGUUGAAUAUCAGAUGGCCAACAAUGGAGACCGGCAUCUGCAGCAGUUGCACACCCGCAUGACGAAGGCCGCUCUCCAAGCGAAGGGAAUUCCCGUCAUCCCGAAUCCAUCCCAUAUCAUCCCUGUUCUAGUCGGCAACGCAGAGGUAGCUAAGCAGGCUUCGGACAUGCUGCUCGAGGAUUGGGGUAUCUAUGUGCAGGCGAUCAACUAUCCCACCGUAGCGGUCGGCGAGGAGAGGCUGCGCAUCACUCCUACCCCGGGCCAUGUGCAGGAAUAUCGUGAGCAAUUGGUGGCUGCUCUGGAUGCGGUCUGGACCGCACUGAGUAUCCGCCGGGAAAGCGACUGGGCUGCUCAGGGAGGGUUUCUUGGGGUGGGCCAGGAUCGUCAGGCCACGGAGCCACUGUGGACCGACGCCCAGCUGGGUUUGGAGGCAUUCGCUGCUGGUGUGCCAAAGGAUGCUACUGAUCCCCGGCCCUUCGACGCCAUUCUCGAUACGGAGCACAGAGAUGAUAUCCAAGCUGCUGGGGCAACGCCUGGAGCAUAA